Molecule: messenger RNA, 1574 nt
Organism: Ricinus communis (castor bean)
Lineage: Eukaryota; Viridiplantae; Streptophyta; Magnoliopsida; Malpighiales; Euphorbiaceae
Product: malate dehydrogenase, mitochondrial
Exons: 7
Coding region: 382-1413 (343 amino acids)
Biological process (GO): malate metabolic process; tricarboxylic acid cycle
Cellular component (GO): mitochondrion; cytoplasm
Molecular function (GO): L-malate dehydrogenase (NAD+) activity
Source: RefSeq, a predicted model, not a curated record
UGCUUGUAGUCUUUUCUAAAUUGUAACUUGACUCUUAGGAACAUAAUUUUUUAUUUUGAACAAUAAAAUCUGAAGAAUCUGAAGGGAAUCUGUUAGGAACAUAAAUUAUUUGCCUUUUGAGGAAGAUCAAGACGAUGUAAUACACGAAUAUUAAUCUCUCAAAUAUAUGGACAAAUAACAAAAUAAUUCUUCUAUAAGCUGAUACUACUAACUUGCGUAAUUACCCUCCUGUCAAACUGAAAAAAGUGGCAGUGAUAGUGGCGGACUUCUCUAAAAACCACUCCUUUUAAUAAACCUAAAUUAAAGAUUCCCAACUUCAACAAAACCAGUCUCUUCAACUUCCACUUCUCUCUCUAGCUCUUUGUUUGAGUGAAAGUUACAAUGUUGAGAUCCGCCCAAGCCACACUAAGAUCAUGCACAUCCAGGCGUCUGAGUGCUCGAUCGUACUCAUCAGAGUCUCAACCUGAGAGAAAAGUUGCAAUCUUGGGGGCAGCUGGAGGUAUUGGUCAGCCAUUGGCUUUACUUAUGAAGUUGAACCCACUAGUUUCUUCUCUUUCCCUUUAUGAUAUAGCUAACACUCCUGGUGUUGCUGCUGAUGUUAGCCACAUCAACUCUCGCGCCCAGGUUUCAGGGUAUGCAGGUGAAGAACAGCUAGGACAAGCAUUGGAGGGAUCUGACAUUGUGAUUAUUCCAGCAGGUGUUCCAAGAAAACCUGGAAUGACUCGUGAUGAUCUAUUCAACAUCAAUGCGGGGAUUGUUAAAUCUUUAUGCACAGCCAUAGCCAAAUACUGCCCCAAUGCACUGGUUAAUAUGAUAAGUAACCCAGUGAAUUCAACAGUGCCGAUAGCUGCAGAAGUUUUCAAGAAAGCAGGGACAUAUGAUGAGAAGAAGCUGUUUGGUGUCACUACACUUGAUGUCGUCAGAGCUAAAACUUUCUAUGGUGGAAAGGCUAAAGUGGCUGUGGCUGAGGUUGAUGUGCCUGUGGUUGGUGGUCAUGCUGGCAUAACCAUUCUCCCUCUCUUCUCUCAGGCCACACCAAAGUCCAAUGGUUUGUCAAAUGAGGACAUAAAGGCGCUUACUAAGAGAACACAGGAUGGGGGAACAGAAGUGGUGGAAGCAAAAGCAGGAAAAGGAUCUGCAACUCUUUCAAUGGCCUAUGCAGGAGCUGUCUUUGCUGAUGCUUGUUUAAAGGGGCUUAAUGGAGUUCCAGAUAUUGUUGAAUGCGCUUUUGUGCAAUCAAGUGUCACUGAAUUACCUUUCUUUGCCUCUAAGGUAAGGCUGGGAAAGAAUGGUGUGGAAGAAGUGCUCGACUUGGGUCCUCUUUCUGACUACGAAAAACAAGGUCUUGAAAGCCUCAUACCGGAGCUCAAAGCUUCUAUAGAGAAGGGAGUAAAGUUUGCCAACCAAAGUUAGCCACUGAUAAAUUCUGUAAAACUAUGAGUGAUGCUUGGGAUUUUUGUAUUCCAAGAGAGUUUAUGUACUCUGCGAAAAUUUGUAUUGGUGGGCCAAUAGCAUGAAUGUAAGCUAAAGCAUUAAUGACUAAGAAAGGCAAUAAAUAAGCUUCUUUAAUCUGC